AUGAAGACCACUGCUUUCUCUCUUCUUGCAGCAGCAUGCGCUGUUAAAGCAAGCCCUCUCGAGUCUCGCGCGACUACUGUUCAGGGCUUUGAUAUCUCCAGCUACCAAGGAACUGUAGACUUCUCCGGAGCCUAUGGAGCUGGUGCUCGAUUCGUCAUGAUCAAGGCGACAGAGGGUACCACUUAUACCGAUUCAUCUUUCUCAAGCCAUUAUGACGGUGCAACCAGCGCUGGCCUCAUUCGGGGUGGCUAUCAUUUCGCCCAUCCUGACAGCAGCUCUGGCACAACACAGGCAGAGUACUUCCUAGCUCACGGAGGAGGCUGGUCAAAUGAUGGCAAAACCUUGCCCGGCAUGUUAGAUAUUGAAUAUAACCCCUCCGGCUCCACCUGCUAUGGUCUGAGUGCCUCAAGCAUGGUUUCGUGGAUCCAAGACUUUGGCGCAACCUACAACAGCAAGACUGGUCGUUACCCCAUGAUUUAUUCUACUGCCGAUUGGUGGAGUACUUGCACUGGUGACAGCACUGCAUUUAGCAAGGACUAUCCCCUUGUUUUGGCUCAAUAUAGUAGCUCUGUUAGCACAGUCCCUGGAGGCUGGCCUUAUCAAAGCAUCUGGCAGAACGCUGACAAGUACACCUACGGUGGUGAUUCUGACCUCUGGAAUGGCGAUGAAUCAUCCUUGCAGAAGUUUGCCAAGGGAUCUUAA
Messenger RNA from Penicillium angulare, 702 nucleotides. RefSeq names its product lysozyme. Gene Ontology annotation, molecular function: lysozyme activity. The record is from RefSeq and is a predicted model, not a curated record. The coding region runs from base 1 to 702 and encodes 233 amino acids. The transcript is spliced from 2 exons. Gene Ontology annotation, biological process: cell wall macromolecule catabolic process; peptidoglycan catabolic process; carbohydrate catabolic process. Lineage: Eukaryota; Fungi; Ascomycota; Eurotiomycetes; Eurotiales; Aspergillaceae.